AUGGAUGCGCUGCCGCCACCGCCGUGGCCGGCGCACGCCCCCAAGAAGCGCAUGUUCGAGCGGGCGGGCGACCAAGAAUCACCACCGGGGAGCGGCAGCGUCGGCCUCGAUCUCAUCGGCGCCCUCCCCGACGCCGUCCUCUGCACCAUCAUCUCGCUGCUCCCCACCAAGGACGGCGCCCGCACGCAGGCCGUCGACCGCCAGUGGCGACCCCUGUGGCGCUCGGCGCCCCUCAACCUCGUCGCCGACCGUGACCUCUCCGGCAAUAAGCGUAAGCGCGUCGCCUACGCCCUUACCGACCUCCAGGAGCUCCACCUCGACUACGACGGCGAAGAGUACAUGAUAUUCCCGCUGCCGUUGUCCGCGCUCCGCUUCGCGCCGACGCUCGGCGUCGCCAGCUUCAGCUGCUGCAGUUUCCCCGACUUAUCCACGCAGUUUUUGAAUUUUCCGCACCUCAAGCAGCUCAGCAUGUACAUGGUCACCAUCUCGGACUUGUCUGCGCCGUCUCUGCAUUUUCCGCUGCUCAAGCAGCUCACCAUGCGUGGAGUCACCAUCUCGGGGGAGGCUCUCCACAGCAUGCUCUCUCGCUGCCUUUCAUUGGAAAGCCUUUUACUGGAUUUUAACAUUGGCAUUGCUCGCAUAUGCAUCAGCUCUCCCACUCUCAGGAGCAUCAGCUUCCCAGGGACUUUCUUUUUCAAAGAGCUGGUCAUCGAGGACACCCCUUGCCUUGAGAGGCUGCUGCCACCCACGCCAGACCAUUGUAUGGGGACUGUCCGGGUAAUCCGAGCACCUAAGCUGCAGGUAUUUGGUUUGGUGUCAAAGGGCAUAUCCAAACUCCACAUUGGAACCACGGUUUUUCAGGAAAUGAUUGCCAUCAGCGUGACAACCACAAUGCGCACCGUGAAGGUUUUGGUUAUCGAAUCUGUUGGCCCUAAUCUUGAUGCGGUAAUUGGCUUCCUCAAGUGCUUCCCUUGCUUGGAGAGGCUGUAUGUCAUUUCGCGCCAAUGCAAUGAGAUGAAAAAUGUGCUAAAAUAUGACCCACUGGAUCCAAUUGAAUGCCUCGAACUCCAUCUCAAAAGAGUGGCGCUGGAGAACUACUUUGGCAACAUGGCAGAUGUUGACUUCGCCAAAUUUUUCGUUUUGAAUGCGGAAGUGCUAGAACAAAUGAACUUCGCAGUACCUACUUACCACCGCAACGACAAAUGGAACUCACAUCAACACAAGCUGUUACAAGUGGACAACAGAGCUUCUUCGGAUGCUCGAUUUGAAUUCACAAGUGGUUAUGGGUAUAAUGGCAUCGAUGACAAGCAUACCCAUGAUUUAUCAAUGGCCGAUCCCUUUGAGAGAACCUUGCUUUGA
Messenger RNA from Triticum turgidum subsp. durum (durum wheat), 1359 nucleotides. The record is from the annotation of a GenBank genome assembly. NCBI's taxonomy places the organism in Eukaryota, Viridiplantae, Streptophyta, Magnoliopsida, Poales, Poaceae.